Schistosoma rodhaini is the source of this 1659-nucleotide messenger RNA. Lineage: Eukaryota; Metazoa; Platyhelminthes; Trematoda; Strigeidida; Schistosomatidae. The record is from the annotation of a GenBank genome assembly.
AUGAUAUUGAUUAUAUUAAUUACAAUAUUAUUACCUGUUUUCUCUAAUUCUAUCAAUCAUACAAUAUAUAAUUAUGAUGUUACUAUGGAAUUACAUUCAAUUAUACGUCCUGAUAUUGAAAUUUCUGUUAUUAUUAUGGCAUGUUUAGUAUGUUUUAUAGUAACUAUUGGUAUAAUAGGUAAUGUAUUAGUUAUAUGUGUAUUAACAUGUAAUCAAACACGUAUGGUAUAUGAAACAUUUUGUGUUGGUUUAGCUGUAACCGAUUUAAUUUAUUUAACAAUGACAAGUCCUAUAACUGUUAUGCAAUAUUUUUUAAAAAGUUGGAUAUUUGGUAUAUUUUGGUGCAAAGUAUUCAAUUUUAUUGUACAAGUGACGGUGUUUUCAUCAGCUUUCAUGUUACUUGGUCUAACAACAAGUCGAUUUUUAGCUGUUGUAUUACCGUGGCAAAACUUAAAAAUGACAGAGAUGCAAGCUAAAUUAGUAUGUCUAGGAGCAUGGCUAGUUGGGAUUAUAUUUGCUUUACCAAUAAUUAUAUUUCAAGUAUUAAUACCAGCACCAAGGGAUGACAUAUUACCGGAUAAUAUCACAUUACUUAACACUACUUCUACAGAUAUAUCAAUUAAUACUUAUCAUUUAACAGAGAUGCCACAGAUAUAUACUUCAACAAGUAAAACUACUCAUGAUUUAAUUAAAACUUAUCUUAAUAUCAAUAAUAAUAAUAAUAAUAAUAAUAAUUAUAAUCAAGAAGUAUUUUGUCGAGAACAAUUUCCAACUCAAUCAAGUCGUAUGGGUUAUCAACUAUUUGUUCUACUUUCAACUUAUGUACUACCAUUUGCAUGCAUUCUAAUUUUAAAUUCUUGUAUCGUACUAAAAUUAAAACAAAAAAAUGUGGCAGAACGAGAAGCAAACAAAUUAAAACGUACUUCUUUGCAUGACAGUUCGAUUUAUACCAGAAACAACAAUAGCAGUAUUACCAAUAAUAUCAGUAACACUAAUGAAUCAUUUAAUUCAAGUCGAAAAUCAACAAAUUGGUUAGGAAAGAAACGAAGAUUAUUUAGUAUACAACAACAAUGUGGAUCACAUAGGUCUGAUGAGAUACAUGAAAAUAUUUCCCACAAUUAUGAAAAUCAUCCUCAUCAUCGUCGCCAACAACAACAACAACAACAUUUAGAACAACAAUCAUCUGGUGAUACUACAAUAUCAGAUUAUAAUACUAAUACAACUAGUAAUAUUGGAACUGGGUAUCGUUCUAGUACAAAAAAUUCUAUACAAAAAUGUGAUUUCCAUGAAAAUAUACAACAAAAUCCAAAUGAAUUAAUACGUGCUACAAGAGAAUUAAAGAAAAAACGUUUACGUUCUAAAGCAACUAAACUAGUUGUAUUAGUUACUACUUUAUGGGGUGUAUGUUGGUUACCAACACAUAUAAUUAAUUCAUGGUUCUUUUUUGAUGAAGCUAGUUUUCCAUUUGUACCAGCAAUGAAAAUAGCAAAAUUAUUAUCACAAACAUUAUCAUUUGCUGCAUCAUGUGUAAAUCCUGUUGUGUAUACUAUAUUAACUGGAUCAUUUAAAACAGCUUUAUCAAAUCGUUUAUUACGUUUUAGAAAACGUAAUAAACAUAAUGAUCAUACAAAAUCUGAAAUAUUAUAUGUUACUGAAUAA